UCGUCAUGGAGGUGGAUACAGGUACGCCGGUCUGCGUAAUCUCAAGGACGUAUAUGACAGGCACUGCCGUGGCUGGCCGAAGAUGGAACGUUCGAGACUGAAGUUGUCAUGCUACCUGGGGAAGCUGCAGGUGGCUGGUAAGCUUACGCUUGCCGUCAAGUAUUGUGACCAAGAGGUGACGGCGACACUGACAAUCCUAGACUGCGCAGGUCCAAGUUUAUGUGGACGCGACUUAAUACAAAAGUUGAACUGUCUUGGAACACCUGUUUUGAAGUUAACGGCGGCAACUGAAACCGUGCAGGACGUCGAGCUGAAAGAACUACUGUCAGAAUACGAGGAGUUGUUCAGUGACGGACUGGGUUUGCUCAAAGGCCCGCCAGCGCAUCUAUGGCUGAGUUUACAUGGAUGCGAUCGUAGCGAAUCGAAUCGAGAUUAACCGCCUAUGAUUGGGUAGACGAGGAAGGGAAAGGAGGAUCGCGGGCGCGUGACUGGUCACAUCUCGAUUCGAUGCGCCAUGGUCGCAUCCAUGGAAACGUAGCCUAUAUGUGAAAGAAGGAACUGCACCCAAGUUUUUCAAGGCCAGGCCUCUGCCAUACGCCAUGCGUGACAAAGUGUCUAAUGAACUGGACAGACUUGUCAAAAACGGUGUUAUCUCUGCGGUUCCUCACGCGGACUGGGCAACACCAAUUGUCCCUGUCCUAAAAAAGGAUGGGACCAUAAGAAUUUGCGGCGAUUUUAAGUUGACCGUGAACUCAGCCUGCUGCACCGAGCAAUAUCCACUCCCCGUAAUCGACGACCUGUUCGCGGCACUCAAUGGGCGCGACAGGUACAGUACGGUGGACCUUCGAGAUGCGUACAAUCAAGUGCCACUCGAUGACGAAUCCAAGAAGUUAACCGUCAUCAACACGCACCGUGGUCUCUUCUGUUUCAACCGGCUGCCAUUCGGUAUUUCUUCCGCACCCGCUAUCUUCCAGCGCAAGAUGGAGAGCCUGCUGCGAGGAAUACACGGCGUACAAGCGUAUCUCGAUGACGUCAUUGUCUCGGAGAGAAGAAAGGAAGACAGGAGCGUGCUCAAGCAGAUGCUGCAGCGUUUCAAGGAGAACGGAGUCAAGCUGCACAGAGGGAAGUGUAACUUCUGGCAGGACGAAGUCUGCUAUCUCGGGCACCGCAUCAACAAGGACGGCCUGCACCCUACGGAAAAGAACCUGGCGGCUAUAAUGGAAGCAAGGAGCCCGAAGAACGAAGUUGGAACUCACCGUAGCCCAGGGUUUGCUCUACUGGGGGCACCGGGUCGUCGUGCCACAGACAGCACGUGGAGCGAUGCUAAAAAUGCUGCACGAGACCCAUCAAGGAGCAUCGGCGAUGAAGGCGGUCGCGCGGACACUUCUUUGGUAGCCAGGGCUCGAUGGUGAGAUUGAACAUCUUUCCCGGAGUUGCAGUGCGUGUAUCCAGGCACGGCCGAUGCCGCCAUCAUAUGUUCCGGUGAAGUGGCCGGAGACGGGAGAAAAGUGGUCGCGAUUACACCUGGAUUUCGCGGGACCGGUGUCGGACGCCAUGAUAUUAAUUGCAGUGGACUCUCACUCAAAGUGGAUAGAGGUGGUGGCCAUGAAGAAUUCGACUGCCGAUUCUACAAUAGCAGCUGUGCGCGAAAUGUUCAGCCAUUUUGGGAUACCGAAGACUAUCGUGACAGACAACGGGACUCAAUUUACGGCAGAAUCGUUCUCUCGAUUCCUCGCGGGAAAUAACGUAGAGCAUCUACGCACUGCUCCAUACCACCCUCAGUCCAACGGGCUAGCAGAAAGAGCAGUCAGGACGAUUAAGGAUGGUCUAAAAAAGGUCACGCAUGGUAACCUUGCUACGCGUUUGGCUAAAAUAUUAUUCGCGUACCGCCGAACUCCUUUGGCUGACGGUUCUUCGCCAUCACAAUGACUGCUAGGCUACCAGAUCAGAUCUCGUCUAGACGCCUGCCUGCCGUAUCCUGGUGCUUCAUUGGUGCCUUUGCAGGAACCCCGUAGCAAGCUGUGGCCCGGAGAUCCAGUUUGGGCCCGGAACUUCGGAGAAGGAGAAAGGUGGUUGCCAGGGACGGUAACUACAACGACCGGAGCAAGGAUGGUCUCAGUGGACACACCGUCGGGAGAAGUCCGACGUCACAUUGACCAGAUCCGUUUUCGAGAGCCGCUGGCACUCAAAGUACCAGGGACAGCGGCAAAGACAACGCAAGGCGCUCGACAAGAUGCAGUACAAGAUACAACACCUGCAGAACCAACCAUCAGCACCACCCAGCCGCCAGAGUUGCGAAGGUCAACCAGAGAAAGGAAGCCUGUAGAUCCCUAUAGCCCCUAGGGGGAAGGAAUGCUGUAUCAGAGAUGUGUCAUGACUCUUGGAAACUUUGUAUCAUCCUCCAAUGUACUUAUCAUUCUUAUCACCACCCUUUCUGUUUUGCACCCGAAGCAUCGGCUGCCUAUAUUAUCACGUCCCUGACAAUAAACGUUGUUCACAAGUCACAACCCAGCAUGUCUCCGUUCGGAC
This is a messenger RNA of Ixodes scapularis (black-legged tick), 2529 nucleotides long. RefSeq lists its product as uncharacterized. Bases 600 to 1412 code for a protein of 270 amino acids. The transcript is spliced from 2 exons. The record is from RefSeq and is a predicted model, not a curated record. NCBI's taxonomy places the organism in Eukaryota, Metazoa, Arthropoda, Arachnida, Ixodida, Ixodidae.